Messenger RNA from Limanda limanda (common dab), 996 nucleotides. Its product is annotated as growth hormone secretagogue receptor type 1-like. The record is from RefSeq and is a predicted model, not a curated record. NCBI's taxonomy places the organism in Eukaryota, Metazoa, Chordata, Actinopteri, Pleuronectiformes, Pleuronectidae. Bases 28 to 996 code for a protein of 322 amino acids. Gene Ontology annotation, molecular function: growth hormone secretagogue receptor activity. Gene Ontology annotation, cellular component: plasma membrane. The transcript has 6 exons. Gene Ontology annotation, biological process: G protein-coupled receptor signaling pathway; hormone-mediated signaling pathway.
UGUGUGACAGUAAUUUAUGUUCCACUGAUGCUCUUCGGCCUUCUUGGAAACACACUGACUCUUCUGGUGGUUUGGCUUCGCCCAAACAUGAGAAGCUCCACCUACCUCUACCUGAGCAGCAUGGCUGUUAGUGACCUGCUGAUCCUCCUGCUGCUGCCUCUGGAUCUAUAUAAGCUCUGGAGACCCAGACCCUGGUCCUUAGGAGAACUCAUCUGUAAGCUGACCAUGUUCCUCUCCGAGUGCUGCACCUUCUGCACCAUCCUCCACAUCACCUUUCUCUCCAUGGAGAGGUAUCUGGCGGUCUGCUGGCCAAUCACCGCUAAGACGCUGUUGACACGGCGCAGAACCAGGGCUCUGAUUGGCUGCCUCUGGCUGGGAGCGGCUGUCAGUGCAGCACCAGUGUUGGUCAUGGUGGGAGUGGAGGAGGUCGGAGGAGGAGCCAGAGAGUGCCGCUGCACACACUUCGCCGUCUCCUCUGGCCUCCUGUCGGCCAUGAUGAUUCUCUCCAACCUGUACUUCCUGGUACCCCUGUGCAUCCUGGGACUGGUCUAUGCCCUGAUUGGACGGACUCUCUGGCUCCGUCCACAAAGAAGCCGUAAAGACAAGAGUCACCGACACACAGUCAAGAUGCUGGGAGUGAUCGUCUUGGCCUUCGUCCUGUGCUGGCUGCCCUUCCAUGUCGGUCGGACCAUAUUCUCUCUUUCUCUGAGCACUGGUAUAUAUUAUCUUUCUCAGUAUUUCAACCUGGUCUCCUCGGUUCUCUUCUACCUCAGUGCUGCCAUCAACCCUCUGCUGUACAACCUGAUGUCCGCCAGGUACAGACACGCUUCGGAUUCCCCUGGUCUGCACCAGUUCUCAGUCAGCUCCCCUCCCAAAAACCUGGAGGCGGGCCGCACACCGAGCCUCAAGCGGCGUGGAGAGGAGGGCGACUGCCCCCCCAGCCGCGGCACGUGCCCAGCGGUUUUACCACAGAUACCAAAGAACAUCGGCCAAUGA